Oncorhynchus keta (chum salmon) is the source of this 4331-nucleotide messenger RNA. Its product is annotated as rab-3-interacting molecule unc-10-like. The transcript is spliced from 5 exons. Lineage: Eukaryota; Metazoa; Chordata; Actinopteri; Salmoniformes; Salmonidae. The record is from RefSeq and is a predicted model, not a curated record. Bases 317 to 1228 code for a protein of 303 amino acids.
CCGAUGAUGUGUUGGCACAGUGAAUUCUUGCACAUGUUCUCAUAAAAAAAAAAGUAUAUUUCAUUCUGUCUGCUCAGGCAAAUUAGCCAAACUGCUAAACAUAGAACCAAUCAGAACUCCCGUACAUACCCCUCGUGAUGAAGGCAGCCAAUGACCUGCUUCUAUUUAGGACGUAAACACAGCCCAAAGACUGAAAUAUCUGCUUUUGAGUGCACUUAAAGCUUCUUUUCCGAGCAACAACGUGUGCGUUUGUAGCUAUGAACAGCUGACAGAAGGUGACCGGGGGAUUCUCUCAACAACAUGUGAAUUUGCCUCCAUGGAGCUCAUCAGUGUAGCCUAUUUUGGAGGUUCACAAUAUCAUCCAUACGGAUGUGGAAUGCGAGUGGAGGAAGCCAACCGUAUCCACAACCAGGUACAGUCAGUGGAGGAAGCCAACCGUAUCCACAACCAGGUACAGUCAGUGGAGGAAGCCAACCGUAUCCACAACCAGGUACAGUCAGUGGAGGAAGCCAACCGUAUCCACAACCAGGUACAGUCAGUGGAGGAAGCCAACCGUAUCCACAACCAGGUACAGUCAGUGGAGGAAGCCAACCGUAUCCACAACCAGGUACAGUCAGUGGAGGAAGCCAACCGUAUCCACAACCAGGUACAGUCAGUGGAGGAAGCCAACCGUAUCCACAACCAGGUACAGUCAGUGGAGGAAGCCAACCGUAUCCACAACCAGGUACAGUCAGUGGAGGAAGCCAACCGUAUCCACAACCAGGUACAGUCAGUGGAGGAAGCCAACCGUAUCCACAACCAGGUACAGUCAGUGGAGGAAGCCAACCGUAUCCACAACCAGGUACAGUCAGUGGAGGAAGCCAACCGUAUCCACAACCAGGUACAGUCAGUGGAGGAAGCCAACCGUAUCCACAACCAGGUACAGUCAGUGGAGGAAGCCAACCGUAUCCACAACCAGGUACAGUCAGUGGAGGAAGCCAACCGUAUCCACAACCAGGUACAGUCAGUGGAGGAAGCCAACCGUAUCCAAUCAGGUACAGUCAGUGGAGGAAGCCAACCGUAUCCAAUCAGGUACAGUCAGUGGAGGAAGCCAACCGUAUCCAAUCAGGUACAGUCAGUGGAGGACCUGUACCCGGCCGAAGACUACAACCCUCUGUCCCGAGAGCCCUCAGAGGAGGUUAAGGAACAGUCUCUGCGGCAGGUUCAGCAGAAUGUCAUUUCUCCUUGAACCUGAGCCAGAACUGCUACCCUCCCUGUCAUUCCUGUUUGUACCAGACAUUGUUAAAUGCGGUAUGCAGGUAUCCUGACUGCCAUGGCGCUAAAAGGAGAGCAACAGUUGGGCGGCGUACCAACCCUCAACUGGCACACAACGAGGAGAGGGAGGUUGACGCACAGCAAUGAUGGAGACAGCACUUAGGAUCAAGCGUGUUACUCCGUCACAGAUUAAAAGGGUCUUUAGAUUACAGUCGUUGGAUGGAGUGUUGUCUGUAAAGUUGGGGUACAGAAAACAAAGAGGAUUGGCAUCAAGGCAUUCAAUAUGGUUACAGGGAUGGAUGUGCAGGAUUUCAUGGCUUUUGGUCACGGGGUCUGGGUGCCUCGCCGAUUGGUCUGGUGAGUGUCCCCAUGGUGCUUACUAAGGGACCUUAACAUUGAAGAGGCAGUGAAGUCGAAGGAUUUAUUUAUCAAGGGAGGGUCUUAACACUUCCGUGAAGACCAUCCUUAUUGGCACCAAGGUCAGCUACACAUCACUGGAAGGGACACCUGCACCUUCAUUGUCGUGGACGAUCAAAGCCUCCAUCACCGUCCCCAUCCAGCGUGACGACCUCUGACAUGCUCAUAAUGCUCCUCCUGUUAGUUGCCGUUUUCAGGGAAGCCAAUGGUCCAAAAAUAUUCCACAUAGUUCUCACACACACCUCCCAGAAUAGGUCAUAUAACAUACACGUUUUGCUCAAAGCAGCCAACCAAAGUAAUGUAGUUAAAGUAAGUUCAAUCACAAAGGCUGGUCUGAAGCGCAGAAUUUGAGAAUUUAUAUCGGUGAUGUGUAAACAAUGUCUUACCCCCAGAAUGAGAGAGAGAGUAUAUCACUUCCAGCAGAUCACCUUGCUGAGGAUGGCGUUGAUCGUGCUUCUCGUGGUGUGAGUCUGGCGUUCCGCAUGUCUCGCCUCAUGUCUAAAACAUGGAGAAAAGGGGACAAAGUAAAAAGGUUGAAUUUGUAGAUGCAUCUGUUUUACACAAUAUUGUAUAUUUGUAUAAUAUGUUACUGAGCUGUCUGUCCACAGGCCCGAUGUGCUGUGUUCCUCACAACUGGGCCCUCUCGCUCGGAUCACGUUGGCACAAGAUGUCCAUGCACCGGAUGAUCCGAGACAUGCACUCCUGUUGGACUGGAAAACAAAAGGGUCAGUGGUAUGUAGGGCCGUAUCAGCAUCUUUAUCUGGACAAAGAACACAUUGUCCAAGGUGGAGUUUGUGUUAUGAUAAACAAUGUGACAAGUGUUCCCUCAACAGCCAAUCGUCGAAUCAAACCAAACUUAAUUUGUCACAUGCACCGAAUACAGCAAGUGUAGACCUUACUGUGAAAUGCUGUUUGAUUGAGUGUGUGGACAGGUGUCUUUUAUACAGGUAACGUGUUCAAACAGGUGCAGUUAAUACAGGUAAUGAGUGGAGAACAGGAGGGCUUCUUAAAGAAAAACUAACAGGUUUGUGAGAGCCGGAAUUCUUACUGGUUGGUAGGUGAUCAAAUACAUAUGUCAUGCAAUAGAAAUGCAAAUUAAUUACUUAAAAAUCAUACAAUGUGAUUUUCUGGAUUUUUGUUUUAGAUUCCGUCUCUCACAGUUGAAGUGUACCCAUGAUUAAAAAAAAUACAGACCUCUACAUGCUUUGUAAGUAGGAAAACCUGCAAAAUCGGCAGUGUAUCAAAUACUUGUUCACCCCACUGUACACCUUAGCCAAAUACAUUUAAACUCCGUUUUUUUUUACAAUUCCUGACAUUUAAUCCAAGUAAAAAAUCCCUUUCUUAGGUCAGUUAGGAUCAUCACUUUAUUUUAAGAAUGUGACAUGUCAGAAUAAUAGUAGAGAGAAUUAGUUAUUUCAGCUUUCAUGUCUUUCAUCACAUUCCCAGUGGGUCAGAAGUUUACAUACACCCAAUUAGUAUUUGGUAGCAUUGCCUUUAAAUUGUUUAACUUGGGUCAAAUGUUUUGGGUAGCCUUCCACAAUAAAUUGGGUGAAUUUUGGCCCAUUUCUCCUGACAGAGCAGGUGUAACUGAGUCGGGUUUGUAGGCCUCCUUGCUCGCACACGCUUUUUCAGUUCUGUCCACACAUUUUCUAUAGAAUUGAGGUCAGGGCUUUGUGAUGGCCACUCCAAUACCUUGACUUUGUUGUCCUUAAGCCAUUUUGCCACAACGUUGGAAGUAUGGUUGUCCGUGUAUGAAGUAUGAAGUAUGAAGUAUGAAGUAUGCUUGUCCGUGUAUGAAGUAUGAAGUAUGAAGUAUGAAGUAUGCUUGUCCGUGUAUGAAGUAUGAAGUAUGAAGUAUGAAGUAUGCUUGUCCGUGUAUGAAGUAUGAAGUAUGAAGUAUGAAGUAUGAAGUAUGCUUGUCCGUGUAUGAAGUAUGAAGUAUGAAGUAUGAAGUAUGCUUGUCCGUGUAUGAAGUAUGAAGUAUGAAGUAUGAAGUAUGAAGUAUGAAGUAUGAAGUAUGUUUGGGGUCAUUGUUCAUCUUAUAUGAAGUAGUUCUAAAUGACCCUAUAGAAAAAUUAAAGGCGGAAAAACGAUUGGAAUCAUGUCCGGGUUUUACCGCUAGGUUUUAUGGGUAUUACAACUCAUACUGUGGUACUCAAUACCGUAAGCUUAUGUUAGAAACCAGAUAAAAUAGGCAACUGAAUAAAUCUAAAAUACAAAUUCAAAUAUGAAAGAUAUGUAUUUUUCCCCAUUCAGUUUCGUACUCGUGACCCCCCAGAACUUAAUCCACUGUGCAAGCGCACCUGGCAUGUGAUUGACAGUCCAAUCAGAGGGCUGAGUGUGCAUUUCACUAGCCAAUCUGUGAGUUUUUGAUCAUAUGUGACGCUACCAGCGGCUACUUGGCGCGUUGAAAACAACUGGGAAUAUGAGGUCAAAUCAUGACGUCUUCAGGUUGUGAAGUCGGAGCUCUAGAAAGAGGCCCGAGUUGGAAUUAUGAGUUGGAUGACCGUUCAAAUCAACCCCCCAAAUAGAACCCACCCCUCCCCAGUUGGUUUGAACGCACUGAAGUCUGAGAUGUUUUUCUUUUAAUAUUAAGCGAAUAUGACGAUACAUAGGCCUGUAGCCUAAACAUUACAACAAUAUUAUUACGGGAAUAAAAU